ACCAGUGGUACCUCAACUGAUCAUGGUGGUGACUUACGCUUCAUAUUUGACACUUGUGGUUACUCUUCCACCUGACUCUUCAGAUGAUGAGGAAUUAAACCAACCAUAACUGCCAGUAUGGAGAGUCAAAUUGCAGAAAAUGUCCCGGUCCAAGAGAUACUGCUGGAACUGUCAAGCAAAAUUAGCACAAAACUGCAGUGCAAAUUUAAUAUAAAUUGCACUGCUGUCUGGGAGGGAGCCAGGCGAGGCUUCCAAAGGGUAUCCUACGACCCCGACUUGAUGAUCUGUGUAAAAUUCUCAGAUGACAUGGGGAGAAAUGAAGGAGUUGAUUUAGGAAGACCAAGAAGGGAAUUCUUAAGGCUGCUGAAGGAGACUAUUGCUAAGUCACCCAUGUUUGAGGGAAAAGAAAACGGCAAGAACUUGGCUCUUGACAGUAAUGCUCUAAGACAGGACUGGUACUACAUUGCUGGCAAAGCCAUUGCAGUGAGCUUGGUACAUGGCGGUCCACCACCAAACUUCCUCUCAACAAGAGUAUAUUGUCUUCUGGUCAAUGGUUCAGCAAAACUAGAAGACAUAGCUGACACAGAACUCUUGGAAAAAGUAAAAAAGAUUCUGUGAAGGACCGAAAACUCUUGGGGUUCUGGACCAAAUACGACGACAUCCAGACAGCUUUCAACCCCUGUUCUGCUAUGAGCCGAACACACUGACUGCUGACCAGGUGGUUGAUCUUUUCAGCAAUCGUCUCUCUCCAGAAGGGAGCAACAAGAGAGCUGCUGAGAAGAUGGUCGUUACUUUCUGGAGGGACUAUCUCCAGGACGCAGAAGAAGAAGAAGGGCCAUCCAAACUAGAGAAGAUAUUGUCCUUCACAACUGGAGCAUCAGUGGUACCACCUAUCGGCUUUUCCCGAACUCCUUCUGUCCAGUUCAUUCACAAAGGAGAUGAUGGCUUCUCUACAUCAAUGUUCCCUCUUGCCAACACGUAUUGACUGCAUUGAGUUGCCACUACAUGUGUCUUACCAACUGUUCAGGGAGAAGUUUGAAUUAGGAAACACAUAUGGGUUUGGCAGGGCAUGAACAUGUCAUGCUCUGAAAACUUUGUGUCUCACUUUCUGUUUGUCUCUACCUUUCUGCUUGUGUCUGUUUUCUGAAAUAAGUUAACAACAAGAGAGUUAUUAUUUUCAUUUCUGAAUGCCAUAUGCAAUAUAACUUAUGUAUUUUAUAU
Molecule: messenger RNA, 1221 nt
Organism: Esox lucius (northern pike)
Lineage: Eukaryota; Metazoa; Chordata; Actinopteri; Esociformes; Esocidae
Product: G2/M phase-specific E3 ubiquitin-protein ligase-like
Exons: 5
Coding region: 118-618 (166 amino acids)
Molecular function (GO): ubiquitin-protein transferase activity
Source: RefSeq, a predicted model, not a curated record